Molecule: messenger RNA, 458 nt
Organism: Entrophospora sp. SA101
Lineage: Eukaryota; Fungi; Glomeromycota; Glomeromycetes; Entrophosporales; Entrophosporaceae
Source: the annotation of a GenBank genome assembly
GAUUCUGGAAUGAAUGUAUUCAAAGACACAAUUAUCAGCAACCAAUAGUUUUCGAUCUAAUGGAAACUGAUGGAGCAGUUUUAAUUAAAGAAAUUAAUGAUUUUAUGAGCAUACCAAAUCCAUUAAUCCAUUCAUUAAAAAUAUAUUUUCUAAGAAUUUUACGUAAUCGGCACAAUCUUCCACUCAAUGACGUAAAACAAUUUUGUAAUAGACAAAAUAGAACACUUCCAUGGCUUGCAAGUAUUGCAUGGGAAGACAAUUCUCAAAAUAGACUUUCAUUUAAUCCUUACUGGGCCUUAGAUAUGUAUGCAGAAGCUGAUAAAGGAUUUUCUAGUUUAUACUCACUUAAAAAUAAAGCACCAAUUAAGAUCUUCCUACAAUCUGUACAAAAAAACGAAUCAAUGGGACAUAGAAUUGCAUUUGGUGGAGUAGUUGUACAACGUAUACAUUUAAACUGA